Molecule: messenger RNA, 5645 nt
Organism: Podarcis lilfordi (Lilford's wall lizard)
Lineage: Eukaryota; Metazoa; Chordata; Lepidosauria; Squamata; Lacertidae
Source: the annotation of a GenBank genome assembly
AUGUGGGUGGAGCGGCGGCGGCCGUGCCAAGGGCGCCCCCUGCUGGCACGGUUAGCGGCCACCGACGGGGCGGGCGGCUCUGAAGCUUGGCUGGCGCCGCUGCUCGGCGUCAGGAUCAGCCCCGGGUCGUCCCGGCCAAGCCAAGCCCGGCUUGCGCAAGUGGCUGACGCCUCCGCCCGCCCCGCGAGAGGCCCCAACAGCCCGAGCUGGCGGUGCCGUCGGGCGCGCAGUCCUCCCGGGAGCCGUCGAGGGAGAGAGGAGCGCGCCGUGCCAGGUAAAAACGGGGUGCAGCUCUCUUGGAGGACACCCCCCCCCACAUUCCACUUUGCGGGGUGGGCUGGCUCCCCGUGGUAGGCCCCUCUGCACAUGCUCAGAGGCGCAGCCUGGACGGGGUCCUUCCUCUACUUCCGAAAGAAGUUCUGGGGUUCACUCCCUCCCGACCCGCCGCCAUCCCAAGCUGUCUCCUCUCGCAGAAAACUCAGUCAGUAGGGGAAAGGAGAGGGCGCGUCGCUCCCCACAAAUAUGUGGGUCCCUCUUUCUCAGUCCCCGCAAAAAAUCCUUUGCGUGAGUAGCAGAAAAAGGAGGUGUGGGGUCAGUGAGACAUGGGAGGGCGUGAAUAAUCCAGCGGGGAGGGUCCUCUUGAGGCUGCCGUUGGGGAGAGGGCAGGACCCCCCAUCCUCAUUGGGCCUUCAUUUCAACGGACGGUGGGACCCAAUUUUAAUCCUCUUGUAACUUUCUGGGUUCUUUAAUCCUACUGCCUUUAUAUCCUGCCUUUCUCUCAAGCAUCUCAAGGCAGUUUUCAUGAUUCUCUCCCAAGGUAUUUACACCCCCCCCCAAAAAAAAACACCCAUGCAAAGUAGGCUAGGCUGGGGGCGGGGAGCAUCAUCUUACGCAGGAAGCUUUGUGACAAGAAGGGAGAUUCGAACCCAGAUCUCCCCUGUCCUGGUUAAAACACAGAAGCUCUCUCCCUUUGGGGUGCUCUGAAUGGUUUUGAGGCAUGUGCAGAGUGCCUUUCAAGAACCAAGGAGCCUGAGCUGAACUGAGGAUUUCAGAUUCAGAGGCUGAUUCAGCACUGAUUCUCCACAGGGACGGGGGGGGGGGCAGCCGGGGGGGGGCAGCACAGGCUGAUGAGUGGACUUUGUUUUGGUUGGAAGAAGCUUAGUCAGAAACUGGGAAUGUCUUAAAGUCAACAAUAAAUGAAAUAAAGUGACUGACAGGUGGCAUAGGUUUUGGCGGGGGAGUUGAAGAUUAGUGGCAGGGGGGUGGGUUGGCAUAUGAGCUUAUUUUGGGGGGCAUCUGGUUAGUCCUAGGAGAACAGGAUGCUGAACUAGGUACCCCCCAACCCAGCUGCAGUCAUCUGCUCUUCCAAUGCCCCUGUUGCCCUGUUGUGAUUUCGCCCUGUCAAAGUCCCACAGAGCAUGAAUUGAGAGCAAACUGUGUCUAUCUUGCACCCCCUUCCCUGUGGGAGACGAGGGAAGCCCCCCAUUAUUCUGCAUGGAAUGAUGCCCGGGGGGUGGUCUUAGCUGUGAUUUCUGCAUUGCAAGGGGUUGGAAUAGAUGAUCUUUGAGGGUACCUUCCAACUCUACAAGUCUAUGAUUCGAUGGGGAUAGCUCCCCUUGGGCCUGGCUCAGUGGGGAAAGGGGGAGGCAGGUUGCCUCAGCCCUUCCUAGGGUGGCUGGAACAGCGGCCAGUGGGCGGCCCCAGGAAGCGUGCCUUGGUAGCAGUCUUGCCGCCGCUUGAAGAGAGGAUCUGCCCUGACUCAGACUGUGCAACGCUGCCCCAGCAGCAGCAGCCCCCUCAGCUUCCUGGCGGCGGCUCAGUUCAGUGACUGAGAGUCAAAGGCACUUCCUGCGCUGGGAACAGCGUGUUCCCAGGGCCAGGCCAGACCCUCUUGUGCAGCCCAGAGCUGGCACAAUCCGCAGGAUGGAGAAAUCGCUUCCAGAUGCUGAGGCUGGAUGUGUCACUCAAACACACAGAGAGAGGGAAGAAGAGAAGGGAGGUGGCGGGGAGCGUUUUGACUCCCUUCUCACUCCCCACCCCCCAUCACUCACCCCAUCACCGUAUGCCCCAGAGAACAGGACAACUCAGAACCUGACAAGCGUCUUCCUCGGCCGGCCCACUCAUUGGCAAGACUUGACGCUUGUCCCAGUUUAAACCACCCUGCAGGAUAAUUCCUCCAUCACUGAUAGAAGGAAAGCUUAGUCCAGUGAGGGCGAGUUGGGGUUGAGUUCAGCACAUGUGCCCUGACACACACACACCCCACUUCCAGUGUUGCUGGGUCCUUUCUGAAACCCCUGAAGAAGGCAAGCCAGUGGGAUUUGUGUGUGUUAACCCUAUAGGCCAAGGGGCCUUCUGCAGGAACAUGAGGCCAGGGGUGAGUUCCUCAGACCCAGGGAAUUGGGAUUCUCAGGCUAGAAUCAUAGAAUCAUAGAGUUGGAAGAGACCACAAGGGCCAUCGAGUCCAACCCCCUGCCAAGCAGGAAACACCAUCAGAGCACUCCUGACAUAUGGUUGUCAAGCCUCUGCUUAAAGAUCUCCAAAGAAGGAGACUCCACCACACUCCUUGGCAGCAAAUCCCACUGUCGAACAGCUCUUACUGUCAGGAAGUUCUUCCAAAUGUUUAAGUGGAAUCUUCUUUCUUGUAAGGGGCACCCCUUCCCUCCAAAGCCAGGGAGAGGGCAGGCAUGUGUGUUUGCACCCGCCAAUGUGAUCAUAGAUUUGGGACCCCAGGGGUCAGAUCUAGUCCAACCUCUCAGUGCAGGAAUCACAGCUGAAGGAUCCAUUGCAGGUGGCCUUCCAGACUCUCUCUCCAGGUAGUCCGUUCCACUGCCAAAACAGCUCUUAGACAGUUCUUCCUAACGUUUAGUCGGAAUCUCUUUUCUUGCCAUUUGAAUCCCUUGGUUUGGGGUCCUACCCUCUGGAGCAACAGAAUACAAGUGAACUCCUUCUCCCUUGGGAGAGCCCUUCAGAUGGCUCUCAGGUCACCUGCAGUCUCCUCUUCUCCAGGCUCAUGAUAAGUCAAUGGAAGCAUAAAUUUAGGGCCCAAUGACUCUGAGACACGUCCCUUUCAUGUCCUCAUCAGCUGUCCCCUGUCGGAGGCAGAAUGCUGUGCUGGAUUCAACGGAAAGAAAGAUUUGCCCUCCUUAAACUAACCAGAGUUCUUAGGGUGGAAGCAGCCCGGCGAAGAGGAGGCCUACCUGUUGGAUGGCUGCCUGCCCUGUCCAAAGAUGUGUCCAACUGUGCCAGGCCUCUCCACUUCCCAGGACCAAAUUGCUGGCUAGCCCUUUCCCUCCUACACUUCCUUGAUCUCUUAAAGGCCCUGAAUCGAGGGCAGCAUUCCCUUCUGGGGCCGCAUGCCAGAGGCAAAAGCAGCUGGAGCAAUUAUACUCAUCCCUUCCUCUUUCCAUCCUCCUUCCAGGCAUGAAAAGAGGCAGGGUCAGAGUUCAAGGAAAGGCUUCUAGCCAGGAAGGGGCAGAGUGAGGCCAGCAAGGGGCGUGUCCUGGAGGGAGGGGGCGGGGCUGUGGGGGCAGCAAUGCUUCUGAAUACCAGCUGCUUUGAAUCUCAGAUGGGGAGAGUGUUCUUCUGCCUGAGGGCCAGGUGGAGUGGAGUGGAGGGCCGAUUCUGGCUCCUGGGUUUAAUAAUAAUAAUAAUAAUAAUAAUAAUAAUAAUAACAACAAUAAUUUUUAUUUAUACCCCACCCUCCCCGGCCAGAGCCGGGCUCAGGGUUGCUAAUAACAGUAAAAUUACAGUAGAAACAUAAUGGGGGGGGAGACCCAAUUUAAAAUACAGGUUAAAAUGCAAUUUAAAAUGCAGCCCCAUCAAAACCAUAAGGGGAUGGAAACAUAAGGGUCAGCCUGAGUCCAAACCAAAGGCCAGGUGGAACAGCUCUGUCUUGCAGGCCCUGCGGAAAGACGUCAAGUCCCACAAGGGCCCGUAGCUGUCAACUUUUCCCUUUUCUUGUGAGGAAUCCUAUUUGGAAUAAGGGAAUUUGCCUUUAAAAAAGGGAAACGUUGACAGCUAUGCACAGGGCCCUAGUCUCUUGUGACAGAGCGUUCCACCAAGUUGCGGCCAGUACUGAAAAGGCCCUGGCCCUAGCUGAGACCAAUCUAACCACCUUGGGACCUCCAAAAUGUUUUUCAUUUGUAGACCUUAAGGUCCUCCGCAGGGCUCCCCGUCAGUGAGCUAUUAGAAGAGCAACUUAGAAUAUUGGGAUUGCAGAGUUGGAAGGGACCCCAAGGGGGUCCAGCCCCCUGCAAUGUCGGAAUCUCAGCUAAAGCAUCCAUGACAGAGGGCCACCCAACUUGCACAUUAGUACCAUCAGAGCAUAAUGAGAGCUUGCUGGGUCAGGCCAGUGGCCCAUUCAGUCCAGUUGCCUCUUCUCACAGUGGCCAACCGGGUGCCCCAAUGGGAAACCAGCAAGCAGGAUUUGAACGCAAGAGCCCUCUCCCAUCCCGUGAUUUCCAGCAACUGGCAUUCAGAAACAUCGCUGCCUCUGACUGUGGAGGCAGAGCUGAGCCACUGUGGUUAGUAAACUUUGUCUAAUUCUCUGCUCAAGCCAUCUAGGUUGGUGGGCAUCACUGCCUCCUGUACAAGGGAGUUCCACAGUUUAACUAAGCCUUGUGUGAAGAAGUCCUUUCUUUUAUCUGUCCCUAAUCCUCAUUCUUGAUCCACCUCCUUUCUGUGACUGUAAGUUGUUUGAAACUGUUGUGUUUUAGUUGUUGCAACCUUCCCUGGGGCCUGAGGGUCAAGGGUACCAACUGAUGGAGGGAUGAAAUGGAAGCCGCAGGAACUUCCUACAUUGGAAGACUGGCAGAUAAAGAUGGGAGAAUAUGUGGAGAUGGCAAAGCUGACGGGGAAGAUCCGGAAUCAGUGAGACAAACUGUUUCAGAAGGACUGGAGCAAAUUUAUAUUCUAUAGGAAAGAAAACUGUAAACAUUUGAAAACGUUUGGUUUGAAUUGAAAUGCUUUGUAAUGUGAAAAUAAGGAACCGAUUUACAUAUAAGGUGGUAAUUUUUUUAAAAAAGAAGAAGAUUUAAGGUAGAAAAGAAAUGCAACAUUUAUUAAAAGAUGUUUGGAAGUCAGAAAGAGGGAGGGAAGGAAGUUGAUGCUCUGUCUGAGCAACGUUUUAUGUUUUUUUUUUUUUAAUGAUAAUUAUUAAAGUUUCACAAAAAUACAGAAAACAAGCAGAAUCCGAGACCAGGGAGAAGAGUCGGUGAAAGAAGACUGGAAAAAAUUUAAGGACUAUUUACAGAAAUAUUGUAAAAUUAAGGAACUUUGGAAGGAUGCUGGAUAGAAAUUAAGAGGUUUUUAGCUGUAAUGCUUUAAGAGACAUGGGAAAAAAAGGUUAACAAUUGGGUAAAAGAUUAAUGGUAAGGAUUUGCUGAACCAACAAACUGAAUUGGAAUACAAAGAAGGGAGGUAUGAGGAGGUCUGGGGAAAUAAGAGUAAGGAAGAUAGGUUAUGGAACAUUAUUGUGUUUUUAACUGUUUUAUUUUGUAUGUUUUUUCUUACUUUUUGCUUUUUUGCUGUAAUUUACACUUUUUUCUUUGUUUUCUGUAUUUUUGAGCAACGUUUUAUGUUAUUGAUUUGUGUAAUGAGAUGUAAUUAAAUAUGGAAAACUCAAUAAAAAUUAUUUUUUUAAAAAA